Molecule: messenger RNA, 312 nt
Organism: Aspergillus nidulans FGSC A4
Lineage: Eukaryota; Fungi; Ascomycota; Eurotiomycetes; Eurotiales; Aspergillaceae
Exons: 4
Coding region: 1-312 (103 amino acids)
Source: RefSeq, a predicted model, not a curated record
AUGUCUGGCAGAGAUUGGGCCGGAGCCCCCGAUGGAGCGUGGACACACGCGAAAUAUCUGGCCAUGAGUUUGUAUUGGCCUCGUACGAGAGCCUUUCAAAACAAGCAAGGUAUUGGUUCUGGAGCUGUUGCAGUUCAACACAUUGGUUCUGGAGUUCUUGCUGGAGCUGCUGUACGAGCAGCAGAAGAGGGGUCUGGUCAGUCAUUUGUGCAGUCGGAUCAGGUCAGGUCAGGUCAGGUCAGGUCAGGUCAGAUCAGGUUAGAAGUUAUUGUCUUGAAGCCUUCAGUAUUGGCUAGUUCUUCAAAGCUUUGA